Molecule: messenger RNA, 2482 nt
Organism: Lacerta agilis (Sand lizard)
Lineage: Eukaryota; Metazoa; Chordata; Lepidosauria; Squamata; Lacertidae
Gene: SLC5A12
Product: solute carrier family 5 member 12
Exons: 15
Coding region: 294-2195 (633 amino acids)
Biological process (GO): sodium ion transport; transmembrane transport
Cellular component (GO): membrane
Molecular function (GO): lactate transmembrane transporter activity; symporter activity
Source: RefSeq, a predicted model, not a curated record
UCCUCCUUUCCAACCGUUAUUUCACAGAGCUUUGAACACUUCUUUGACAAGACAGGUAAUAAUUGCAUGGAAAGUAUCAGUUAGUCCCUCUAAUCCUGUCUGUACAAUAAAUCCCUGCAACUCUCGAGUGAACCAAAUCUGAAGUUUCUGCUGCAUCCUGGAUUGUACUCUUGAUUUUAAGAAUAUAAAAUCAUCCAACUAUGGAGAUGGUAUUUCUCUUCUCGUUUGGAGGCUCAGUCUCUAAAUGAACAAAGGGACAAAUCAAUUUGACUAGAGCUCCACACAUUAGCACUAUGGCCACCUUCAUCCCUCCGAAGGUUAACAAUUUUGUCGCCUGGGAUUAUGUGGUCUUUGCAGCACUCUUUCUGGUUUCAUCUGGCAUAGGAGUCUUUUUUGCAAUCACAGAGAGGAAUAAAGCCACUUCCAAGGACUUCUUAGUUGGCGGCAGGCAGAUGACUUGUGGACCAGUAGCUCUAUCACUCACUGCUAGUUUCAUGUCAGCAGUGACCGUGCUGGGAACACCAGCCGAGGUGUAUCGACAUGGGGCUUCCUUCAUUCUGUUCUUCCUCGCAUAUAUGUUUGUCAUCAUUUGUACUUCAGAACUUUUCCUACCUGUGUUCUACAGAUCUGGCAUCACAAGCACUUAUGAGUACUUGGAGUUAAGGUUUAACAAGCCCGUUCGCAUGGCUGCAACCUUGAUUUAUAUAGUGCAAACGAUUCUUUACACUGGAGUGGUCGUCUAUGCUCCAGCCCUGGCUCUCAAUCAAGUGACUGGAUUUAAUCUUUGGGGCUCAGUAUUUGCAACAGGAAUUGUUUGCACCUUCUACUGUACCCUGGGCGGAUUAAAGGCAGUUGUCUGGACAGAUGCCUUUCAACUGAUUGUUAUGGUGAUUGGGUUCGUAACAGUAUUGGUUCAAGGAACUCUUAAGAAUGGGGGCCUUACAAACAUUUGGGAAGAUGCCCAGAAUGGCUCACGCCUCAAUAUAUUUGACUUUGAUGUCGAUCCCCUGAGAAGGCAUACCUUUUGGACAAUUGCUAUAGGAGGGACAUUUACCUGGUUAGGAAUCUAUGGAGUCAAUCAGUCCACAAUGCAAAGAUGCAUUUCCUGCAAAACCGAAAAGCAUGCCAAGGCUGCACUGUAUCUAAAUUUACUGGGGCUGUGGGUCAUCCUGACAUGUGCAGUCCUUUCAGGAUUGGUGAUGUAUUCCCAUUUCCAGACCUGUGACCCUUGGACGGCUGGUUUUAUUUCAGCACCUGAUCAGCUAAUGCCGUAUUUUGUUAUGAUCAUCUUUUCCACAACCCCUGGACUACCAGGAUUAUUUGUUGCAUGCGCCUUCAGUGGAACAUUAAGCACUGUGGCUGCAAGUAUAAAUGCUCUGGCAACUGUCACAUUUGAAGAUUUUGUCAAGCACUGCUUACCAAACCUCUCUGAACGUACGAGCACUUGGGUCAGCAAAGGCUUAUGCAUAGUAUUUGGAGUGCUAUGUACUUCCAUGGCCGUAGCAGCAUCGUUCAUGGGUCCUGUUGUGCAGGCUUCACUUAGCAUUCAUGGGAUGUGCGGGGGACCUAUGCUGGGAUUAUUUACCCUAGGGAUCAUUUUCCCCUGUACCAACUGGAAAGGUGCUUUGGGAGGUCUCCUUACUGGAAUCACUUUGGCAUUUUGGGUUGGCAUUGGAGCUUUUGUGUACCCUGCUGAAGCUGCAAAGGCCCUUCCAUUAUACCUUUCCACAGCUGAGUGCAUUGUCAAUGAUACAGAGACUGUGCCCACUAUGUUCCCUACUUCAUCUCCCAUCAGGCCACAUCUGGCAGAUACGUGGUAUUCUCUCUCCUAUCUUUACUACAGUGCUGUUGGGUGUCUUGGAUGUAUUGCUGCAGGGCUUCUGAUCAGUUCGGUUACAGGUCCAAAUAAAGGAGAAGAUAUCAAGCCACUCUUAAUUUGCCCUGUCUGCAACCUGUUUUGCUUCUGGUCUCAUAAAUGCAAACACUUGUGCUGGUGUGGAGUGGACCAUGAUGACAGCAAAGGACUUCAUGAGGGAUCAGAAGGUGAUCUGCAAAAAGGUCUUGGAAAGAAGGCAGAAGCAAAUGAUGCCCUUGCGAAUGGAUUCAAUAAAGAAAUGCUGAGUCACUUACCUGGUUACAACCCAAGUGAAAAAUCCUACACUAAUACAAGCAUAGACACGGAAUCUUACUUUUAGGAUGUACAGGAAAAGAGAUCAUCCUGCUAACCAUAGGAAUAUCAUGAAAUUGUCCAAACUUUAGGAAAACAAAUCAGUGGCACUAGGAGUAGCCAAGGAGGCAUUUAAUUAUAAUUUAGUAGAGGGUUAGAAGGUGCAUUUAUUUUUAUUUUCCGAAGUCAUUUUAUAACACGGGAAUUCUUUCUAAGACUCAGUGGUGGUGAAUGUGGCAAGAGAAAAGAUGGAAAGACACAUAUAUGUGCGUGUUUUUCAGGAAGAAUGGAGUGUGCAGUUAACACGCUAAAAGU